UACGCAUGAUUGCAUUCGCUAAAUUAACAAGUAGUUAUUUGUUAACGCAGUAACAUCCUACUACAGUCUGCAAGAUGGGACAAUGCUUAUUAGGAAUGGAGAAUCCGAAGCCAAGCCACGCCCUUGUCAAGCAGGAGCGAAAACCAAGCCAGGCCGAUACGAGGUCAAACUCGAAUUGCGUACCUCAUAACCCGGCUGGUCACGUGACCCCGCCUCACUCCAUGCUGACUUCUGACCUCGCGGAUAAGACGUUGCAAAGUGUGGGGAAAAAUGGGAGUCCGAGUAAAGCGGGAUCGGCGACGACAGACGACUUGGCCGCGAAACUCGACCAUCUCCACAUCAAGCAGCGGCGCCCUUGGUACCUCUCGCUGCUGGAGACGCCGCCGGUGUCUGGCUCGCUCCCCCCGACGUCGACAGAGCGCGAGAGAGACCGGCGAAUGCGCGUGCGCGGCGGCGACGACUUCCGCCUCCGCCUCAGGAGUGACGUCACGCCGCCUGAGCACGAGUACGGCGCCCGCGAGCGCGACCCGUGGAGCCGCGUCUACGAGGGCCAGCGCUCGUUCUCGCGGCAGAGGUCGCCCUUGAGGGAGGAAGAGCUGACGCCGGAGAUGGAGCGCCUGAAGGAGGUGAUGGGCUUCACGUCCUUCUUCUCCCCGAAAGAUCAAUGGCUUCAGAAGAGCUGGCCUUAUGACGAAGAGGAAGAACCGGUGGAUAUACUGCCGUUAUAGUUUUUUUUUAUCUUUUAAUAUUAAGUUUAGUCUACCCUAUUUUUCAUGCAUUUAGUUUGUUGCCAUAGAAAGUGCUGUGCCUUGUAAUGUACUGAGUGAGCAUACAGCGAAAGAGAGGAAAACAAAAGGGGUGUUUGUUUUAUUUCGAGAUUUAUGCUUUAUACGAGUUUGUGUAAUGUAUAGAUGGCAUAUGUAGGUGUUUAUUUGCUGUUUUGAAGAGAUAGAGGUGAAGGAGUGAAGGAUCUCAGAGUAAAGCUUUCUGAGAGGGAUUUUGUUUCUCUUUUUCACAAGAUGGAGAAUUUUUAAUAAAUGUCUUUUUUUGAGAAUAAGUGGCUUUUUCUUAUGAACUUCGUCCCUGGUGUAAUUUAG
Messenger RNA from Penaeus vannamei (Pacific white shrimp), 1097 nucleotides. Lineage: Eukaryota; Metazoa; Arthropoda; Malacostraca; Decapoda; Penaeidae. The record is from RefSeq and is a predicted model, not a curated record.